Messenger RNA from Mycotypha africana, 2271 nucleotides. RefSeq lists its product as uncharacterized. Gene Ontology annotation, molecular function: mRNA binding. Gene Ontology annotation, cellular component: cytoplasm; nucleus. NCBI's taxonomy places the organism in Eukaryota, Fungi, Mucoromycota, Mucoromycetes, Mucorales, Mycotyphaceae. Gene Ontology annotation, biological process: nuclear division. Bases 1 to 2271 code for a protein of 756 amino acids. The record is from RefSeq and is a predicted model, not a curated record. The transcript is spliced from 6 exons.
AUGGCUGCGCUGUCAUUUAGCUACGCACCACCAGUAUCGGGUCAAUAUACCCAACAUCUGAAAGAGGAUGAAAAUACUAUCUUGUCUAAAUUACAAGAAACAUGCCAAACGAUCAUGACGUCCAACAACUGUCAAAUAUCAGUGGCAGCAACAAAUCACAACAAUAAUUUCAUCAACAUCAGCCAUACGAGCAGCAACAGUACCAGCAACAGUACCAGCAAUCAUCUUGAAUUCAAUGUGACUCUCACGGGUACAGCGGAGGCCAUCAUGGCCGCGCGCGGUGACCUGUUGCAGAAAUGCCCGCUAGAGAUCUCGUUGUCAUUUCAAAUUCAACCCACCUCUCAAUUACCAGAAUUAACGGAUCAUUUCAAAAAACUCGAAAAAGAAUUCAACACGAAAAUCAUUGUCACUCCAGAAAAAGUAGACGUCUCUUCGCUCAUAUUAGACAAUGCAGUUCACAUUGAAAUCAUUGGCACUCCCAUUCAAGUGGAGCAAUGUCGCGUGCGUGUUCUCGUGGUAUUGGACGAAGUAUUGAACUCUUUUAAAACUGAAAUUGUUCGAUUACCUUUGAAAUUACAAUAUUUGAUUUGUGGAAGGAAAAGAGCAGGAUUACUACCUAUCAUUGAAGAGACAUCCACCAACAUUUACUUUCCUUCGCCCUUUACAAACACCAUUCAGCAUCCGACAAAAAAUGCCAAAGAAACAAAAGUCGAUCAAAAUAAUGUUACUGAAGCGGUAGAGGACGACGAUCAAGAUGAGACUCAGCCUCCCAUUUAUAUUACCGGUGAACACAGUCAUGUGUCUCGUGUAAAAGAUAUGCUCAAUAAGCUCGCUGUUCAAAAAGCAAAAUCAAUGUAUCACAAGGACACUGCAAUUUAUGCAAGGAAACUAGAUUGGCUUUUGUUACAUCGUCGCGAUGAAUUACGUAAAAUCAUGCAUGACAAUGGCGCUUAUAUCGAAUUUCCUCCCGUUGGAUCCGGCGAAAAUCGUGUUACUGUCUUUGCUGAGAAUCGCGUGAAUGCUGAGCGUACUUUGAGAGCUCUUAAUUUUCAAGCGUGCAACAUUUACGAAGCUUGUUUCUACUUUAAUAACCGUGAUGGCGCUGUGUAUGAUCCUGCUACCGGCGCCCACACAUUUUUUGACUCCACCAUGAAUCUUUCCAGUCUCGUAUCUCAGCUUUCUCAGGUAUCUGGUUCUGAAGUGAUUUACAAGACCGAUCCCGGCUAUAUUGAAGUUCUAGGCGCUGAACGAGCGAUUCGAAACGUCUACCAGCGACUCCAAGAGAUGCAAUUUCUACAGGUGUUCCAUCAGUACACCCUUUUUCGCGUGGAAUCUGCGAAUGAACAGCGUGACUUUAUUUCGGGUAAAAAGAACGGAAAAAUCAACAAGAUCAUGAAGACCUCCGGUGCCAAAAUCCGCUUCAUGCCCUACAUGAACGAUUACAACUUUGUGAUCGAAGUAGAAAGCACCAGCUUCACCAAGGCGUUGGAUGGCCUUACUUUGCUGCAAGAGGAGCUUCCCGCCGAAAUCUCCUUCUACGUACCCGAGUCUUAUCAUAAGCGCAUCAUUGGUGUCGGCGGGAAAAACAUUCAGCGCAUCAUGAAAAAGUACGGUGUUUAUGUCAAAUUUUCAAACACAGAAGAAUUUGCCUCUCUGGGUGGUUACUAUAACAAUGAAGACAACGUCGUGGCUCGCACGCCUAUGAAGAACCAAAUCAAUCUCGAUAACCUGCGCCAUGCGGUCAUGGAGCUCAUUCAUCCCAAGGACCGCGAUUACGUGAUCGAAACCGUACCCAUCCCCUUCCGAUGGCAUCGCGAGAUGAUUCAUCAGUAUCAAAACAGUUUCAUCAAUGAAGAGCUGGUCAAGAAAACCAACACCACCGUCUUGUGGCCUGACGCCGAGCUCGCGACGAACGAUGCUGAACUGCUGGGCCCUGAAGCGCAUAUGCCCCUCGCCUUCAAAAUGCUCGAAUCGAUCCUUCCGGAAAGCUACUUGUUGCAUUUGCCUUACAGCCAGUGUUUCAUGGACUUGAUUCAGACCGAUCUUUUCCAAGACACCCUGGUCCACCCCUUGCGCCAAGACUUGGACGUCCACGUCGAGGCAGGCGCUACGGCAGACAAGAAGGCCGCCUUUGUUCGCCUCGACACGACGCGUGAUAAGAUCCUCACCACGUUGCGGGAUGCAUUGCAAACGGUCAUUGACUUUUUGAAGGAGCAGCAGCUCACUCACCUCUGCGUUUUUGAAAACGCACCCGCAACCUAUUUUGGGUAG